UUUGAAGGCUAAAGCUAUGGAGGGAAAAGUACAUGACUUUCUACAUGGAACACUUGAAGCUACCAUUUUCCAUGCCACGCCCUACACACCACCACCUUUCCCCUUCAAUUGUAUUUUUGGAACUGGGAAGCCUGCAUAUGUGACCAUCAAGAUAGACAACAAGAAAGUAGCAAGGACAACCCAUGAACGCGACCGUGUUUGGAACCAAACCUUUCGAAUCCUCUGUGCUCAUCCGUCUGAUUCGACGAUUACCAUUACCAUGAAAACGAAAUGUUCCAUCUUGGGAAAAUUUCAAAUGCAGGCACAUGAGAUACUGAAUGAAGCAAGUUUUGUCAACAGUUUCCUCCCUCUGGUGAUCGAAAAUGGGAAGCCAAAUCCAGAGCUCAAGCUCCGGUUCAUGUUAUGGUUUAAGCCGGCUCAAUUUGAACCAACUUGGGGACAGAUGACUGCUGAUAAUGGUCAAUUCCAGGGGAUAAGGAAUGCAACAUUUCCACAAAGAUCCAAUAGUCAUGUCACGCUUUAUCAGGAUGCUCAUCAUUGCUCAACUUUCAAGCCUUCUUCGGAGCUUUGUGGGACUCCAAGAAGACUAUGGGAGGAUGUGUACAAAGCCAUUGAGGGGGCAAAGAAUUUGAUUUACAUUGCAGGCUGGUCUUUCAAUCCUAAGAUGGUUCUGGUUAGGGAUCCUCAAACAGACAUCCCGCAUGCGCGUGGAGUGAAGCUCGGUGAAUUACUAAAGCAGAAGGCUGAGGAAGGUGUGGCAGUGAGAAUAAUGCUUUGGGAUGAUGAAACAUCCUUGCCAAUUAUCAAGAACAAAGGAAUAAUGAGAACUCAUGAUGAAGAUGCAUUUUACUACUUUGCACACACCGAAGUAGUAUGCAGAUUGUGCCCUAGAUUGCACAAGAAGUUUCCCACAAUCUUCUCCCACCAUCAGAAAACCAUAACUGUGGACACCAAAUCCAGCACCAGUGCAAGUGACAGAGAAAUUAUGACCUUCAUUGGGGGCCUAGAUCUUUGUGAUGGGCGCUAUGACACAGAGCAACAUUCAUUAUUUCAUACACUCAACACAGAAUCUCACUGUUCUGAUUUCUACCAGACCAACAUUUCUGGGGCUAGCCUACAGAAAGGAGGGCCAAGAACUCCGUGGCAUGAUGCUCACGCUUGUGUAACCGGUGAGGCUGCUUGGGAUGUACUAACGAAUUUCGAGCAGCGGUGGGCUAAGCAAUGUGAUCCUUCUGUCUUGGUCCCUUCAAGCACCUUAACUAGUCUCAUUCAGCAGACUUAUGCAAGCAAACCAACAUCUGAGAGGGGUUGGAAUGUCCAAGUUCUUAGAUCAAUAGACCAUGUUUCAGCAAGCCAACUGUUUCGAAACUUAACCGUGGAGCAAAGCAUCCAUGAAGCUUAUGUCGAGGCAAUCAGGCGUGCCGAUAAGUUUCUGUACAUUGAGAACCAGUAUUUCAUUGGAGGGUGCCGUUUGUGGGAGAAAGAUCAGAACUGUGGUUGCAGAAAUUUGAUCCCCAUUGAGAUUGCUCUCAAAGUGGUCAAUAAGAUAAAAGCAAAGGAGAGAUUUGCAGUGUACAUAGUGAUACCGAUGUGGCCAGAAGGCUUACCUGAGAGUGAAUCUGUUCAAGACAUACUUCAUUGGACCAGAGAGACAAUGUCAAUGAUGUAUAGGUUGAUUGGAGAAGCCAUAAAAGAAAGUGGGGUUGAAGGGCACCCUAGAGACUAUUUGAACUUCUAUUGCCUUGCCAACAGAGAAGUAGAGAGCCAAGGAGAUUUUAUUCCUCCACGUUCUCCUCACCCAGCAACACAGUACUGGAAUGCACAGAAGCAUAGGAGGUUCAUGGUGUAUGUCCACUCCAAGCUCAUGAUAGUGGACGAUGCAUACCUUAUCAUAGGAUCUGCAAACAUAAACCAAAGAUCGAUGGACGGUCAUCGAGACACCGAGAUCGCAAUAGGAUGCUACCAGUCGAAAAAUGGUGACGACAAGACGAUGAUGAGCGCAGGAGGGGACAUUGAAGCAUACCGGAUGUCAUUAUGGUAUGAACACACUGGCCGUGCCGAAGAAUUGUUCAAGCAGCCCGAAAGCUUAGAAUGCGUGCAAACGGUGCGUUUAAUAGGAGAUCAAAUGUGGAAAACCUACAGUGGUGAAGAAGUGGUCGACAUGGAAGGUGUUCACCUUGUGACAUACCCCACGAAUGUAACAGCGGAAGGUCAUGUUGAAGAUCUUGUGGAGGGUAGUGGUGGUCUUUUUCCAGAUACGAAGUCUCUGGUGAAGGGCAAGAGAUCAAAAGUGAUACCACCAAUGUUUACUACCUAG
Messenger RNA from Prunus mume (Japanese apricot), 2317 nucleotides. NCBI's taxonomy places the organism in Eukaryota, Viridiplantae, Streptophyta, Magnoliopsida, Rosales, Rosaceae. The record is from RefSeq and is a predicted model, not a curated record.